AUCCGAUGGUGUGCACGAGGUUUCUUCUCUCUUUUGUCUUGGCGGUUGGCGACUUGGCAUUUGCAAGUUUUUGGAAGUUGUGAAUUAUUGUGAUUGAAUAUUUACAGUAAUAAGUUUACAUAAACUUAUUUUUAAUAAGUUGAUCUCAAGUUAUAAUAGUUGUUAAUAAAUUGAGUGAGUGACUGUGUUGGCGGUUGGCGACUUGGCGUUUACAAGUUUUUGGAGGUUGUGAAUUAUUGUGAUUGAAUAUUUACAAUUUUUUUGAAAAAAUGAGCUCUUUUAAGAAGCUGGAAAAAGAAAACUACAAAUAUUUCAUAGUUCAAUUUGAUGACGGGUUCGAACUAGUGCCAAGAAAAUGGAUCAUGAGUGAAACGAGGGAGUGCUACUGGCCUCUUUGCAGUACAUUGAAGGAGUAUGAUCGGGCUGUCCAAUCAAUGGAUGACCCCAAAGACGAUUGGAAGAAGUGUCACAUAGAAAAAAUAUUAGGUGGAGCAAAAACAUUCCUAAGAGGGAAGGAGAAGUUGAAAAGGGCAGGAGAUAACAGUAGCCUGACAACUGACAUUGACGAGAAAAAAAGUAGACAUUCAAGAGCCUUGAAGCGGCAGUUCUCGCCGGCCACAUCAUCUGCAAGUGACGGAGAAGAUGAAGAUGAGAAUAUUACAAUUCCGCCAUUACCGAAAAUACCUGCUAUCAUCAAUAGGCCUAGUAUGCCACAAGGAGGAUCAUCUGCUAAUGUUGCAGCAACUCCUACUGAUCAAUCACAUGAAACUAAAACAAUACUGAGAGCCAUAGCCGGCGUCAAAUACACAUUGGCAACGAUGCAGGCCAACCAGGAGGAAAUCAAGGAAAGGAUUGAGAAAAUGGAGCAGCGCUUCUUGAACAAUGAAAAUGAACAGAUCCUAGGUGAUGGAGAAGAUGAGAAUGUUUCAUCACUUCUUCCUAUCAAGUGUGAUGAAGACUUCAAUGCAGUGGACGACAACCUUAGUAACGUGCUCUUUAAAAGAAAACUGGUGACGGAAUUGAAGAAAAUCGGAGGAAGUGAAAUGAAAAAUGUGGUCUAUAAUGUUCUCCCGAAAAUAUUUACGAAUGAAGUUGCAGAAAAAUAUAGCUGGUUUGGAGCUAAGGGCAAAAGAGCCUUGGCUUGCUCCAACUUCAGCGGUCUGAUAAAGGACGUAGUACGCUGUCAUUUCAAAGAUGCUACCGAUACAAACAUUGAGAUACCAAUAAAGAAGUGGCUUUCUAAAGCCAAGGAAAGACUUCAGAGAGAUGCUAGAAAAAACAUGAGCAGUGAUGAAAACAACAACUGAUAACGAUGAAAACAAGUUACAUCGACAUCUUUUUACAAUUUUGAUUGGCUAUCUGAUCGGUCACAUGCUACAAAUAAGACGCCAUAGUUUUGCCAAGAUUCUGUUUAAUUCC
Molecule: messenger RNA, 1419 nt
Organism: Nilaparvata lugens (brown planthopper)
Lineage: Eukaryota; Metazoa; Arthropoda; Insecta; Hemiptera; Delphacidae
Exons: 8
Coding region: 270-1307 (345 amino acids)
Source: RefSeq, a predicted model, not a curated record